Prunus armeniaca (apricot) is the source of this 1206-nucleotide messenger RNA. The record is from the annotation of a GenBank genome assembly. NCBI's taxonomy places the organism in Eukaryota, Viridiplantae, Streptophyta, Magnoliopsida, Rosales, Rosaceae.
AUGACCACACCCGAGGCUUCCCUUGUUCUCCCGCAUAGUUCUUCGACCUCCGCUGCACAACCUCCAACUUCUUCGGUUCCACAGAUUGUCACCAUCCAGAAUGAUAAUUCUGCGUUGCCUACAAGAGUUAUUCUCAAUGAGACCAAUUAUGCUCUUUGGUAUCAACUCAUGGAAAUUCGAAUUGCUACUCGUGGAAAGUUGGUCUAUCUUACUGGCUCUAUUGCUAUGCCAUCUGAAUCUGCUACUACUUUUGAUGCGUGGACCACUGAAAAUCUACAAGUCAAAGGUUGGUUAAUUGAUUCUAUGUCCCCUGAGUUGAUGGGCCGCUUUAUUUGUCUUCGCACUGCCAAUGAGAUUUGGGAUGCUGUCAAGAAAGUAUUCUAUGAUGGAUCCGAUGAAUCUCAAGUUUACGAAUUGAACAGGAAGGCAUUCACCCUCAAACAGAAUGGCCAACCUGUUUUCAAAUAUUAUAGCAUGCUUCAGAGUCUUUUUCAGGAACUGGAUCAUCGCGACCCCCCAUCUAUGGAACCUAAACUGGAUCUUGACCAGAGUUUUGCUUAUGUUCGCCGUGAUGCACAACAACGCGCCAAUUUUACUGGUGCUGCCGCCUCUCUUGAUGCUACUGUCAUGGUGGUUCAACGUUCCAAGGGACCACCUUCAUCUCAUGGGAGUUCCUCGACCCAGGGGGUGAAAGACAAACCAGUUUUCAAGUGCACUCAUUGUGGUGGUUCAAAGCACACUCGUGAACAUUGUUAUGAAUUAGUAAGCUUUCCAUCUUGGUGGGAUCAUUCUAAGAAUAAAAGAAGUGGUCAUAAGGCACUCCAAGCCUCUGCUACUCUAGAGACCCCCCUUAAUGUCUGGAUUAUUGAUUCAGGCGCCUCUAAUCAUAUGACAUGUGAUUCGAAUAAAAUCACAUCUUUGUCUCCAUCUUCACAGUCGGUAGUAUCCAAUGCUAACGGUAGUUCCUCUCCUGUUGUUGGAGAGGGUUCUUUAUCCCUUAUAGAUUCGUUGCACCUGGAUUCAGACAUCCUCACAAGGAAGAUAAUUGGUUAUGGUACUAGAAGGGGCAAGCUGUAUUUUCUGGAUUUGGCACCAAGUGUUGAGACUUGGAUUUCUCAAGCCUUCAAGACUAGUGGAGAUCCGACCGAGAAAAAUCAUGUGAUGUUUGUGAACUGGCAAAAAGCCAUAGAGUUUCCUUCCCUUUGA